Myotis daubentonii (Daubenton's bat) is the source of this 1454-nucleotide messenger RNA. RefSeq names its product histone H2B type 1-C/E/F/G/I. The record is from RefSeq and is a predicted model, not a curated record. Gene Ontology annotation, molecular function: protein heterodimerization activity; DNA binding; structural constituent of chromatin. Gene Ontology annotation, cellular component: nucleosome. NCBI's taxonomy places the organism in Eukaryota, Metazoa, Chordata, Mammalia, Chiroptera, Vespertilionidae.
UCAGCUCUCACUUUUCCUCUCACCAACCACCUCCGCUGAGCUCCCGACCAUGCCCGAGCCCGCCAAGUCCGCGCCCGCCCCGAAGAAGGGCUCCAAGAAGGCGGUGACCAAGGCGCAGAAGAAAGACGGCAAGAAGCGCAAGCGCAGCCGCAAGGAGAGCUACUCGGUGUACGUGUACAAGGUGCUCAAGCAGGUGCACCCCGACACCGGCAUCUCGUCCAAGGCCAUGGGCAUCAUGAACUCGUUCGUCAACGACAUCUUCGAGCGCAUCGCGGGCGAGGCGUCGCGCCUGGCGCAUUACAACAAGCGCUCGACCAUCACGUCCCGGGAGAUCCAGACGGCCGUGCGCCUGCUGCUGCCCGGCGAGCUGGCCAAGCACGCCGUGUCCGAGGGCACCAAGGCCGUCACCAAGUACACCAGCUCCAAGUAGACGCGCGAGCACGCGGCCUCACUCCUGACCCAAAGGCUCUUUUCAGAGCCACUCCGUCUUCUAAAAAGAACUGUGACUCACUCUUGAUACCGGAAUGAGGGAAUCCGAAGAUAAUAUCCAGGAGAGAAAAUGGGAACAGAAUUUAGAGGCAUUAAGAUACCUAAACACUUACGUCCCGGCCUGGAGAAUGUGAAUAUGUCAGAGUCGCCGAAGGAAGAACGCAGGAGGCCGAAGUGGUACGGGCUGAUAAGUGGAUUAGGUCAUACGGAUACCAGAUGGGCUGAGUCCCAAAAUGGUGCCAGCACCCAGGGAUGGAGGGUCAGGUUUUAAAGGACUCAGCGGCUUCCUCUGGGCGGAAAACUGUCUGGGAGGACCUGGAUCCUAGGAAGGGCUGGAGGGGAAGAAUAAAGGUCUUAGCAAGUGGACUGUGGUCUGAGCGAAAGGGAACGUAGGUUGUGAAGUGGCCUAAAGGUCAGUUCGCAGGGGAGGGAGUAUCGAUUCAAUUAUUUGAUCAGACCUAACGUAUAAAUGUGUGUUUUGUGUCAGGGACUGCUUGAGUGACCUGGAAUUGUCAGCAGAGAAGACGAUGUCUAGAAGAACAUGGAGGACGGUGGCUAAAGUCAGCAGGAAGGAGAUGAACAUGCAGAGGGCACUUUGGCCCAUCUAGACAAGAUUCACACAGCGGGGCCCUCACACACCAGCACUUAUGUCACUUUACUGGUUUUCAUUGGAAUUUAUAGCUGGCAGCUUCAAUAAUUCACAUGAUUUGCUCCAAAUAAUUUUUGUCAAUAUUUUUUACUUAAAGAAUAAUUUCUAGAACAGAGAGAAAGAGAUUGAAGCAUAGAAACAGAUGAGAAAAAUCUGAGUCUAAAGGAUGGUUUUUCCUGAGUUUUAUCACCUGAGUAGACUGAUGCCUGCUAGCUGGGUGUUGUGGAUACUUCAAUGAGCCUGUGAAUCUCUCUUUUUCUUUAAUCUUCACUCAAGGAUAUGUUUAUUGAUUUUUUUUUGAGAGAGAGAGAGAGGG